GCUGAAGAUGGCCGGUUGUGACGUCAGGGCUUAUCGCACUGAAGAUGGCUGCUGUAGGGAGAGUCUGCGUCAACGCCAGGAUGAUUUUACACGUUUUUAUCUGUUUGUUCGCAGCAGCGAAGAGUGAUGAACAAGUCCCGCUGGUCGCAUGGGCGAGUGACGGGUUUGUCUUGUCUCCUGUGAACGCGCCGUCAGCAGGUCACACUGUGUCUAUGGAUGAGCUGGAAUCAUACCUGAACACAGCUUUGAGCGCAACACCUCAUAAUCUACUGCUCUUCCUGCAGGAUAAAUUGAGUGUUGAUGACUUUACAAUGUAUGGAGGAGUAUUUGGAAACAAACAGGAUAGUGUCUUCCAGAAUCUUGAGGCGGCUCUAGUGCCCUCCUCCUCCUUAUGGUUGCCAUCUGUGUCAUCGUCUGCAGCCGCUUUGGUUCCUACACUUCUCCAGAAUCAGAUUGAUGCUGCUCCUCUAUACAUGAACCCAGAAACACUUGCUCAACUCCGCCUUAAUGCGUCUGUUGCUGCCUUGCUGGUGUUUCGCCUCCCUUACAGUGGCGGGGCUGAUAUGAUGUCUACUAAAGAGGUGCUCAGUGGAAAUGAUGAGGUAAUUGGUCAGGUGCUGAGUAUCAUGAAAGCUCAGUCGGUACCGUAUACUGCAGUGUUUACUGCACUGUGGCCCUCAAGGGUGGUUGAGGAGGCAUCUCCAGCCGUGCAGUCUGUAUGGUCACGAUCGCUACUGCAGUCCCGUCGGGACGAACUGCCAGCUCCGAACCCACCUUUGGAAUUUAAAGAGAAAGGAUCCACCUGCAUUCUCAUGUGGGCGGAGAAACUGGUGGUUAGCCAGUAUCGCUCAGGAAAGUGGGAAAGGCAUGACCUUACCUCCCAGACAUUUGGUAAAGGUGUAGAACCCAACUUGUCUGGCUCAUCCUGCAAUGACACUCACUCCCGGCUGGUUCUGAAUUAUGAAGAUGUCCUGAAUUUUCGCUCGUUCAAGCUAUUAUUAGUUAUGAACCGCCGUCACUAUAAGGUUUCUGCUCGCCAUUGGUUCACUAUGGAUCUGGUUCAGCUGGAAUAUGAUGGGAAAAAAGCCUCAUUCAAUGGGAGCCGUCACAUCUACGCUCCGUCUGAGUACUCAUACCGAUGUGAGUCCGUAAGCAGUUCCUACUAUGCUCAGCUGUCACCGCACUCAGACAAGGACAAUGCCAACGACUGGCAGAUCUCUUUUGAGAACUUCCAGAUUCAGGGCUUUAAUGUAGCAGGGAAGGAUUUCUCUUAUGCCAGUGACUGCGCCAGUUUCUUCACUCCUGGUAUAUGGAUGGGGCUUGUCACAUCUCUGCUCAUGGUGCUCGUUCUCACUUAUGGCCUGCACAUGAUCAUGCAGCUCCGCACUAUGGACCGCUUCGAUGACCCUAAAGGUCCUGCCAUCUCCGUUCCCCAGACUGAGUGAUAGAUUCAAAGAUAGAUGCAAAGUUAGUUCCUUUUUUCAUCCUCACAGCACCCGUGUUUGCUUCGACUAUACAAAAAUGUGUGAAUGUUAUUCAUUUCUUACCUAUCAUGUGACUGAGGUGGUGCUGGAUUUUUUUUUUUUUUUUGGUGAUAAUCAUUCAAUAAAAACAUGUUAAUGAUUGAAUCUCAGGAUCACAUGUGCAGAUCGUAAAACAUAAAGAUUAUAUAUAAUUAAAAUGUCCAUGAAUUAAAAAAAUAGUUACAAGAAUUGCUAUAUUACUAUUUAAACUUGACUUCAAAGUUGAAAAAGCUAUGGUAUUACUUUUUAUGCAAAGUAAAAUUCCCAGUGCAUGUUUUAAUAGAUUGAUUUAUAAGCCUUUAUUUAACCCAGGCUCAUUCUGGAAACGUCCCGCGAAAUACGUCCCGGGAGGUAUGUAUUUGUGCAGUUUUUGUUUUCGCGAAUCCGCAAGAGGCCGCUGUGUGCACUUUUUCGCAUCUUGUACCCGCACUGUUCUCGUGUAAAGCCGCCAGAGGCCGCUGUCAAAUGACCUUCUGUCUGACUGACUAAAUGACUAAAUGAUUGACUGGGCGACCGGCCAAUCGGCCGACCCACCCUCCUCCUCCUUCCCUAAAACCCAACCGGUUUUACCGAUUGACCUGCCAGCCCGCACGCUUGCUUCCCUUAACCCAGGGUUGUCCAAACUUGUGGGGGCCCACAAGGCUUUUUAUGAAUAAUAAUAUAAUCUGGCCCGCUAUACAAAAAUGAACGUAAUUCAAUAAAUAAUCACCGGGUGUCGCUGUUACAUGCCUUCAAUUUUUUUUCGUGCUAAUAAAGUGCAAGAAUAUUCAGCGCUGGCUAAUUAUGAUGUAGCCCAGCUAAUCGCACCGCACAGGAAACCUUUCACUGAAGGAGAAUUUAUAAAGGAUGAGUGUUGCAAGUGUAAUUUGCCCAGAGAAGAUUCGAGAUUUUAAAAACGAACGUCUUUCUAGAAACAGUUGGACGAUGAAUUAAAAUAACAAAUUAAAAUAAUUCCAUAACACACACACACACACACACAUACAUACAUACAUACAUAUAUACACACACAUACAUAUAUAUAUAUAUAUAUAUAUAUAUAUAUAUAUAUAUAUAUAUAUAUAUAUGCGCGUGUCUGUGUAAUGUAUGUAAUAUAUGGCCUGGGACAACUUUUUUUUUUUUUGCAUCUGGCCCUCGGCUCAAAAAGUUUGGACACCCCUGCCUUAACCCAAGCAACAAUUUACAAAAGCUGUCCAGAAAAAGAAAACCCCGUCUGGUUUUGGCCGCGUUUUCAGAUUUCCCCACAUUCUCGCCCGGUUAUUAACUCGUUCACUUAAAGGAUUCUGUUUUUGUCUUACCUGGUUUCUGGAACCGCUCUUCCCCGGACUCGAACCCGGUCGUCGCCAUCGUCAGCUUCCCUCCAGGUCUCCACCCUGCCAACGUACACGACGAGCUAACUGGACAAACUGGUUGCAGUGGGAAAGCCCUCCACACGGAGGUGAGCUGUCAGCCGGCGAGCGCUAAAAUAAGCAGCGUCACACCGCCCCGUAGCGUUCGAUUAAAAAAAUGAAAAGCAGCCAUACGUACCUCCGGCCAUGUAAAUUGCGGUCUCCAGAAACGUCCGCGGGACUACGUUUUCAGAAUGAGCUCAGGUUGCUUUUACUGGCCUAAAGAUUUUAAAUUUCACCUGUAAAGCAACUAUACUUCAUUUUUUAUCUCAUUUGACUUUUUCCAGAAAAGAAUAUUAUUGUGUAUGUGUAAAGGCGCACCAUUAAAUGUGAUAAAUUAUUUUGACAAGAUAAAUAUCUACUAACAGAGUUUGAUGUUUAGUGUGCUGUCGCUGUAAAUAUGAAAAGGUGAGUUUGUUUUGCUGUUUAAAUGACAGGUUCAAUAUUAUUUAUUGGUGGUGAAUAUCAAUCAGUGUUUCUGUACUGUAGUUUCCCUUCACAAUUCUGUGGUCCUGUGUGUGUCAAUAAAUAGAUGUUGGUGUGGGAACUGGCAUAUUUAAUGACCAAGUCUUCAUAUUGCUGGAAAAUGUCUGGUUAAUAAUCAAUAAAAGUUUCUCUGUUGUCAUCUCAUGCAGGCAUGCUAUGAACAGAUACGCUGUCUGUCCAUAUGUUGUUCAGGUUUAAUAAACGUACAUGACAAAACA
Danio rerio (zebrafish) is the source of this 3612-nucleotide messenger RNA. The record is from RefSeq and is a predicted model, not a curated record. NCBI's taxonomy places the organism in Eukaryota, Metazoa, Chordata, Actinopteri, Cypriniformes, Danionidae.